Messenger RNA from Malurus melanocephalus (red-backed fairy wren), 3688 nucleotides. It is a transcript of the gene GPAM, whose product is annotated as glycerol-3-phosphate acyltransferase, mitochondrial. The record is from RefSeq and is a predicted model, not a curated record. Gene Ontology annotation, biological process: phospholipid biosynthetic process. Gene Ontology annotation, cellular component: mitochondrial membrane; plasma membrane. Lineage: Eukaryota; Metazoa; Chordata; Aves; Passeriformes; Maluridae. The transcript is spliced from 22 exons. Bases 318 to 2807 code for a protein of 829 amino acids. Gene Ontology annotation, molecular function: glycerol-3-phosphate O-acyltransferase activity.
CUGCAAUUGUUCUCAGCGGCAACUCUGAGUCGCUGCGAACCCAUCGAAACACCACUUCACAUCACUUUUCCAGCGUUUUCCCGUUUAGCAGCUCAGAUUUUAGAGCGAAUCAGCCCAGGUCUGGUGAGCGGCUGGAGCCCGGAGCGCUGCGGAGCCCUGCUGAGGGAGCCCUUUAUGAGGGAGCCCUGGUGAGCCCGGAGCGCUGCUGGAGCCGGGGGAUGGCCGUGGCCGGCAGGUGAACAGCGCCAGCGCCGCAGCGGGGAGCUCGGGGGGCGGGUUGGCUCACAGUUUGUAAUCUUCAGUUCAAUUCCUCUGUCAUGGAUGAAACUGCUUUGUCCCUUGGAACAAUAGAUGUUUCCUAUUUGUCCGCCUCAGCAGACUGCAGCAUCAGUAGAUGUAAGCAUUCCAGUGAAGAAUGGGGAGAGUGUAACUCUCGUCCCACUCUCUUCCGAUCUGCCACUUUAAAAUGGAAGGAGGCUCUGCUGAGCAGGAAAAGGCCGUUUGUGGGACGAUGUUGCUAUGUAUGCACUCCCCAGAGCCGGGAUAACUUCUUCAAUUCUAGUAUUCCAUCUUUGGGUCUACGUAAUGUCAUAUACAUCAAUGAAACACAUACACGGUACAGAGGGUGGCUUGCGAGGCGUUUUUGUUAUGUCCUUUUUGUGCAAGAGAGGGAUGUUCAUAAGGRUAUGUUUGCCAAGAAUCUGACAGAAAAUGUGCUGAAUAACAGCAGAGUCCAGAAGGCCAUUGUAGAUGAAGCUUCUGAACCAAGUACUCCAGGUAGUUUUGUUCAGACGGAUCCUAAAGCUAUCAACAAAGUGAAGAAAAAAGCUAGGAAAAUUCUCCAGGAAAUGGUAGCAAAUGUGUCACCUGCUUUGAUCAGGUUGACUGGCUGGGUGUUAUUGAAGUUGUUUAACAGCUUUUUCUGGAAUAUCCAGAUCCACAGAGGUCAAAUAGAAAUGGUCAAAGCAGCGACAGAGAUGAAUUUGCCUCUUAUCUUUUUGCCUGUACACAAAUCCCACAUUGACUACCUGCUUCUUACAUUCAUUCUUUUCUGCCAUAACAUCAAAGCRCCCUACAUUGCUGCAGGGAACAAUCUCAACAUCCCCAUCUUCAGCACAUUGAUCCGCAAGCUGGGAGGAUUUUUCAUUCGUCGGAAGUUGGAUCAGAAUCCUGAUGGUCGGAAGGAUUUCCUGUACAGAGCUUUGCUCUACGUGCACAUAGAAGAAUUGUUGAGACAGCAGCAGUUUCUAGAAAUAUUCUUGGAAGGCACACGGUCUCGAAGUGGAAAGACAUCUGGAGCUAGAGCAGGUCUUCUGUCUGUGGUGGUGGAUGCUCUCUUCUCAAAUGCUACUCCUGAUGUCCUMAUUAUACCUGUGGGAAUCUCCUAUGAUCGUAUAAUUGAAGGUCACUAUAACAGUGAACAGCUGGGCAAGCCUAAGAAGAAUGAAAGUCUUUGGAGUAUAGCUAGAGGAGUCUUCAGAAUGCUGCGGAAGAAUUAUGGAUGUGUCAGAGUAGAUUUUGCACAACCAUUUUCCUUAAAAGAAUAUGUAAACAGCCAAAGCCAAAAAUCUGUGCCUGCUCCUCUGUCUUUGGAACAAGCUUUGUUACCAGCUAUACUUCCAUCAAGACCUAAUGAUACUGUGGAUGAAGGUGCAGAGGCCUCUCUGCCCAACUCCAGGGAUGUCACCAGUGAACCCUUCAGAAGAGAGCUGAUAUCCAAUUUGGCUGAGCACAUUUUGUUCACUGCUAACAAGUCCUGUGCUGUGAUGUCUACACACAUUGUUGCCUGUUUGUUGCUGUACAGACACAGGCAGGGAACUGAUCUUUCCAGGCUGGUAGAAGAUUUCUUCUCCAUGAAGGAAGAGGUCCUAGCCCGUGACUUUGACUUGGGAUUUUCAGGGAACUCRGAUGAUGUUGUCAUGCAUGCCAUCCACUUGUUGGGGAACUGUGUAAAUAUCACAAACACAAGCAGAAACAAUGAGUUCUUCAUCACUCCCUGUGUCACCAUACCUGCUGUCUUUGAACUCAACUUCUACAGCAAUGGAAUACUUCAUGUAUUCAUUAAAGAGGCUGUUAUUGCCUGCAGUCUUCAUGCCAUUCAGAGCAGGAGGUACAGAAAUGGCACCAGUGGUGCUUCUCCCAGUUUGAUCAGUCAGGAACACCUGGUCCGAAAAGCUGCCAGCUURUGCUACUUGCUUUCUAAUGAAUUUACUGUAUCUUUGCCUUGCCAGGUGAUCUAUCAAGUUUGCCAUGAAUCUGUGGAAAGGCUGAUCCAGUAUGGCAUUCUUCUGGUGGCCGAGCAGGAUGAUCAGGAGGAUGUUAGCCCCAGUCUUAGUGAACAGCAGUGGAAUAAAAAGCUCCCUGARCCAUUGUCUUGGAGAAGUGACGAGGAAGAUGAAGACAGUGAUUUUGGAGAGGAACAGAGAGAUUGCUACCUGAAGGUGAGCCAGUCUCAAGAACACCAGCAGUACAUCACUUUCCUGCAGAGGUUGUUGGGACCUUUACUGGAGGCAUACAGCUCUGCUGUCAUCUUUGUGCAUAAUUUCAGUGGUCCUGUUUUGGAAUCUGAAUAUAUUCAGAAGCUACACAGGCACUUAAUAAGCAGGACGGAGAAGAAUGUUGCUGUGUAUGCGGAGAGUGCUACCUACAGUCAUGUGAAAAAUGCAGUGAAAGUCUUCAAGGAAAUUGGAGUUUUCAAGCAGACYAAGCAAAGCAAAGACAUCAUUUUGGAACUCAGCACUACGUUCCUACCUCAGCGCAACAGACAGAAACUACUGGAAUUCGUCAUGAGCUUCAUGGUGUUAUAGACCACACACAGCACCUUUGUCCAGGGACACAAGGACAGCUUUUGAGACUGUGGCAAARCCUGGGGACAUUUGCUAAUCCUUCAAAGUGUAAGGUGCCACUGUCUGGGUAAGGCCUUCUCUGACUUGAACUACUGGAAGACAAGUGCCUUCUUACGUGUGCAUUUAUGGGUUUCUUACAGUCCCAGUCCUGUUGUAAUACAGCGAUACUCAGAUGACACUUUGGAUACAAGUAAUUAAACAGGUUGCAAAAAAUGAGGUAAAUUAUUAGGAUUAGACUUUAAAAAGAGUGAAGUUUUAUCAGUGUUACAUUUUAAAUAUACUUUUAAAUACUGUAACAGAUGCACAACUACACAUAUUGGUGUUCUGUAGCUAACCUUGAGAUCUUGAGUUUAGUGGCAACACAGCUUAUGGCUUAACCAAGUAACUCUCAUUCCAGUUCAGUUUUAUURUUUUAAAUAAAURRUUUUAAAAUUUUGUUUAGGCAGGCUAWAUACUUCAUGGAUAAAGCCAUAGUUUUUCAUAAAUGUUAACAUAAAUGCCAAAAUUCUAAUGAGAAUUACAGGUACAUACAUCUGAGAAUAACAAUCAUGUAGCAGGUGAUUGUGAGAAAUGUCAGCAGGCACACCUUGCACUAUUAAAACUGUGUAGUGCAGUGGUAAAUUGCACUAAUCACUGCUGUCCAGAAGAAUGUGAGAGUAGUGUUCUUGUUAUCAUUAUGGCAUCUGUCAUUCAACCAGAUGGAAGUCAGGAGACAUUUGCCUGAAUGUGAAUAUCUUGUAAARUCUUAGAUUAUUAUUUAAUUGAAAAAAAAACCUAUUAAAUUUGGGUGGYUUUUUUUYKUGGUUUUUUGUCUGUUUGUUUUUUUAAUUCAUAGGAUGUCA